AUGGCCGCUACUGGAACGUUCCGCAUGGUGUCUGAGGAGGAGCAGGCACUCCGCGCUAAGCUUGAGCAUCUGACCGUAAAGGACCACGGGCCUGUGUAUGGGCCAUGUAAGAAGCUGCCAGACCACACAGUACAAAAGGCAAAGGAUGAGUUAAACGAGACGGAAGAGAGACGUGUAUCCUCAGUGAAGGAGCUGAGAGCUAUGAUCAAAGAGAAGGCAGCGGAGGAAGACGACUUGGCCAAGGCUGUGCAAGAGAAAUUUGGGGACAAACCUGAUGCCCUGUUGCUGAGGUUCAUCCGCGCCCGCAAGUUUGAUGUUUCUAGAGCGCAUGAGCUCAUGAAGGGUUAUGUACGUUUCAGACAAGACUACCCUGAGCUGUUUGAAAACCUGACACCAGAGGCAGUGCGCAGUACUAUUGAGGCUGGUUACCCACGAAUCCUCUCAAGCCGUGAUAAAUUUGGUCGAGUUGUGCUGCUUUUCAACAUUGAGAACUGGGACUUAGAGGAGGUCACUUUUGAUGAGACAUUGCGUGCAUACUGUGUCAUCCUGGAGAAAUUGCUAGAAAAUGAGGAAACCCAGAUCAAUGGUUUCUGCCUCAUAGAGAACUUUAAGGGUUUCACUAUGCAACAUGCAUCUGGUAUCAAACACACAGAGCUCAAGAAGAUGGUUGACAUGCUGCAGGAUUCCUUCCCUGCCCGUUUCAAGGCUGUGCAUGUGACUCAUCAACCCUGGUACUUCACAACCACUUACAAUGUAGUCAAGCCUUUCAUGAAGAGUAAACUGCUGGAGAGGGUUUUUGUUCAUGGUGAUGAACUGGAUGGCUACUUCAGGGACUUCGAUCCUGAAAUCCUUCCACCAGACUUCGAUGGGACGGGUCCAAACUGUGAUGGCAGAGAAACAGCGGUAAAGCUGUUUGGGUCAGAAGACACGGCCCUUUAA
Molecule: messenger RNA, 939 nt
Organism: Chanos chanos (milkfish)
Lineage: Eukaryota; Metazoa; Chordata; Actinopteri; Gonorynchiformes; Chanidae
Gene: rlbp1a
Product: retinaldehyde binding protein 1a
Exons: 7
Coding region: 1-939 (312 amino acids)
Cellular component (GO): membrane
Molecular function (GO): phosphatidylinositol bisphosphate binding
Source: RefSeq, a predicted model, not a curated record